AUGGCGAGCUACAUGUGGAGGAAAUACGCAGACUAUGUGUACACAAAAUGGGAAAGAAUGAUUCUUUGGAACAUGGUCAAGCCCUACACCCGAACCAAGUAUUUUACUCCUCUCGUCACUAUCUACGUCGCUGCUUUCUACACCGGAGUCAACGCCUCCGCCGUCACUGAACAGCUCUACAAGGAAAAAUAUUGGGAAGAUCAUCCUGGCCAUCAGGUCCCUCUUAUGAAGCCAAAGUUUUAUGGAGGACCUUGGAAGGUAGAGAGAGGAGAGGUUCCAGCCUCUCUCCCAACCCCAUAG
Molecule: messenger RNA, 300 nt
Organism: Fragaria vesca subsp. vesca
Lineage: Eukaryota; Viridiplantae; Streptophyta; Magnoliopsida; Rosales; Rosaceae
Exons: 2
Coding region: 1-300 (99 amino acids)
Source: RefSeq, a predicted model, not a curated record